Messenger RNA from Pelodiscus sinensis (Chinese soft-shelled turtle), 860 nucleotides. The record is from RefSeq and is a predicted model, not a curated record. NCBI's taxonomy places the organism in Eukaryota, Metazoa, Chordata, Testudines, Trionychidae.
GGGGAGCGGGAACACCGCCGGCUAACGCUGCCCUGGCCCCCAGCCAGGCCCACCAACGCGGCAGAGCCCCGGAAGGCGUCGGUAGGCUCCGCGGCCGUUCCAGUGGCUCUGUGCACCUCGGCCCACGGCAAACCCCCCGCCCUCAUCACCUGGGACUCCUCCCUGCACGGCAACUUCAACGCCUCCGAGGUGACCCACGAGGACGGCACGGUCACCGUGACCAGCCAGUUCAACGUCGUCCCCACGGCGGCGGCACGGGCUGGGGUGAAGGCCCCUGCUCUGGUUGGUCUCUCAUCAGGCGCUCCCCUUCCCAGGCUCGAGGGGCCACUGCCCCCCACGGUGCAGGUGCAGGGUGACCAGCUGGUGGUACCGUCCGUGGACGCAGCCGUGAACACGACCUUCGUCUGCCAGGUCACCAACAGCGAGGGCACGAGCCGGGUGGAGCAGCUCGUCCUGGUGCGAGAGCACCCCGUGAGGCAGCAGAGCAGCGCCGGGGCCGUGGCUGGGGGUGUCGGUGGGGGGCCCCUACGCUGUCUACGUGUGACCGCCCUGCCGGACAACGGGGCCCCCUACGGCUCCCCCCACCAGCAGCAUAAGGAGGAGGAGGAGCGAGCUGACGAGCUGGGGCCCAUGUUGUGGCUCAAUGCGCCCCCUGGGCACGGUGCUCCCAGGAACUAUGAAGAGGACGACAUGGAGUCGCAGCACGACGGCUCCAUCAUCUCCAAGACAGCUGUCUACGUGUGACCGCCCUGCCGGACAACGGGGCCCCUCGAGAGACAGGGGAGCAGAGAUGGAUUAACUCGGGGCAAGGGGGCUGUGGAAACCCCCUGGGACGUGGCUGGGGGCCGGGGUGGCGGGGG